This is a messenger RNA of Caenorhabditis angaria, 1047 nucleotides long. Lineage: Eukaryota; Metazoa; Nematoda; Chromadorea; Rhabditida; Rhabditidae. The record is from the annotation of a GenBank genome assembly.
AUGAAUGUUCUCCACAGCAUCUCACUUUAUUUAAAAGACCGUUCAAUUCUUCAGAGAAUUUACAAAGUUGAUGGCUAUUUAAUGGGUGAGUAUCAUAAUUUCUAUUCAUAUUAUUUCAAAAACUGAUUUUUUUUCAGUUAGGACAACAAGUCACUUUCACAAAAAAAGCACAUUUCCAUGAUUUCUGUCAAAUUAUAGUAAAAAAAGUAUCAACUAAAUUGUGAAAUGUUCGAAUCAAUUGAUACAAAUACAUCAUUAUCAUUUAUGUCGAACAAAAAUCAUCUUAAAACAAUUCGCCAGAAACUGUAAGUUAUAUAUCAACAUAUGUAAAUAAUUUUGGAAUAUUAUUGCAGUUAGCUGAUAUUUCCGCUACUGUAAGAGAAAAACGACAGAAUUCAUAUACAUCUUCCUCGAGUUGUUCGUUAAACAAUACUUCAAAACAUGAUGGUCACAAAUUGGUUGAACUGGAAUUACAACUCAAUUCAAUUUCACUCAAAACACAUGAAGAAAUUGAACCAAAAACUCCAACAUUAGAUGAAGAAUUGCCAUUAUUGACUGAAGAUAAGGAAGAAGAUGCGAAAACAGAGGAAAUCAUUGCUCAACCAACUUUUUAUGAUGAAUUGAUGAAUCCUGAGAUAAGUGUAGAAACAAUGUUUAUCGAGAAACACAAAGAGUCUUAAAGUAAGUUUGAAACAUACCACGCCCAGGUUGAGGCAUAUGCACAGUGCCAAUAAAAAUUUACGGAAAUUCACCUCGUUUGAGAUUAUUUGAGAUUUUUUUGAAAAACAGCAAAUUUUUGCUUGUUUUUCCGUUAAAAAGUGGUAUUUUUCAGUCGAAAAGGUUGUUUUCACCUCGCCAAAAAAUUUCAAAACCCACUCCGCCAAUUUUCAAAGUUAAUUUGCACGAAGCUGGGCGUGGUAUAGUUUGAAACAACACCAUCUGUUUUUUUUUAAAUAUUAUCUUUCAGAGGAUUGUUGCCGAAAAGACGGAGAAGAAAAAGAAGAAGAAUUAGCGAAAUUCGAAGAAGAAGAAGAAGAAUAUAUCUAG